AUGCAGCACGACGAUGUGGUAUGGAGUAUCAUCAACAAAUCAUUUUGUUCCCAUAAAAUCAACACAAAAACACAAAAAAUGUGCAGAAAUGAGUAUAAUUUGACCGGUUUGUGUAACCGAUCAUCUUGCCCUCUAGCAAACAGCCAAUAUGCUACUAUAAGAGAAGAUAAAGGUAUUAUAUACCUUUAUAUGAAAACUGCUGAAAGAUCUGCCUUUCCAAGAAAACUAUGGGAAAAAGUGAAGCUUUCACGAAACUUUGAAAAAGCCAUCCAUCAAAUUAACGAAAACCUUUUAUACUGGCCUGGAUUUAUAAAAUCGAAAUGCAAACAGAGAUUUGUCAAAAUCACUCAGUAUUUGAUUAGGAUGAGGAAAUUGAAACUAAGAAGACAAAAAUUGAUUGUACCUUUACAAAGGAACAUUGAAAGAAGAGAAAAGAGGAGAGAAGAAAAGGCACUUAUUGCCGCUAGAAUAGACAAAGGUGUUGAAAAAACUUUAUUAGACAGGCUUAAAAAAGGAAUAUAUCAAGACCUAUACAACAUUCCCAAGACUGCUUUUGAUGAAGCCCAAGAAGAAAAUGAAGUGGAAGAUGAAGAAGAAGAAAUCGAAGACGAAAAAGAACUAGAAGAUGAAGCUGACAGGCUUGAAUAUGUUGCAGCAGAUUCUGAUGAAAGCGAAGCUGAAAGUGACAGUGGAAGACCGGAAAGUGUGGAUUUGGACAGCAGUUUUGAGUCAUCAGGCGGAUCAGACAUUGAGGAUAUAAUGACACCGUCUACUUCCCAAAGUAAGAAGGGUAGUGGGAAGAAACCCACAAAACCUUCAUCAGCGAAGAAGGGCCAGAAACCAAGGGUAGAAGUUGAGUAUGAAAUUGAAACUGUAUCCACACCUCAGAAGGUUUCAACUUAUUAA
Messenger RNA from Ceutorhynchus assimilis (cabbage seed weevil), 906 nucleotides. The record is from the annotation of a GenBank genome assembly. NCBI's taxonomy places the organism in Eukaryota, Metazoa, Arthropoda, Insecta, Coleoptera, Curculionidae.